Rotaria socialis is the source of this 300-nucleotide messenger RNA. The record is from the annotation of a GenBank genome assembly. Lineage: Eukaryota; Metazoa; Rotifera; Eurotatoria; Philodinida; Philodinidae.
GAUGAUACCUCUAAUAGUGAACAUGUAUCAGAAGAAUCUGAUUUAUCAAAUUCUGAUUUUGAGCAUGGUGAUGUUGUUACAGUUAGUCAACCAGAAACAUUAAAAAAGAAUGGUGCCAUAUGGUCUAUAUAUCCAAACUUAGAACAAAGUCGUACAGCUGCUGCUAACAUUACACCACGACAAGAUUCUAAUAACAUACGAUCAGAUUCACAUUUUUGGAAAUCAGUUGAUCGUAUAGAAUUAGAAUCUUUUAUUGGAUUAUUGAUUCAAUCUGGUGUACAUCGAAGUAAUUAUGAAUGA